Molecule: messenger RNA, 816 nt
Organism: Caenorhabditis briggsae
Lineage: Eukaryota; Metazoa; Nematoda; Chromadorea; Rhabditida; Rhabditidae
Gene: Cbr-ech-3
Product: Protein CBR-ECH-3
Exons: 3
Coding region: 1-816 (271 amino acids)
Molecular function (GO): catalytic activity
Source: RefSeq, a predicted model, not a curated record
AUGUCAACUAACCUAUUCAGACGCUUUUUCUCUACAAAAAUGAAUGUAAAUAAUUUUGUAAAUACUCGUCAAGAUGGACCUGUUCUCCUAAUCCGAAUCAAUCGAGCCAACAAGAAAAACUGUGUGAACCAUGCGACGGCUCUUCAGUUAAUCGACGCUUUUGAGACUUUUAAUAACGAUUCUACGAUGAAAACCGCAGUUUUGUAUGGAGAAGGAGGCACGUUUUGCGCUGGAUACGAUUUGGAAUCCGUCUCAAAAGCGGAACAUCAAACUGUUGCUGACGAUUUCUUUGACAAGUAUCGAUAUAUGGGCCCAUCAAUCAUGAAAAUCAAGAAACCACUGAUAGCUGCGAUCGAAGGAUAUGCAGUUGCAGGAGGAUUAGAGUUAAGUCUCAUGGCUGAUCUCCGCGUUUCUUCUCCUUCUGCCAAGUUCGGAGUUUUUUGUCGACGAGUUGGUGUUCCGUUAAUCGAUGGAGGAACCGUCCGUUUGCCACGUGUCGUUGGCCUAGGAAGAGCUCUCGAUUUGAUACUAACUGGACGAGAAAUCGAAGCAAAAGAGGCACUGGAAUGGGGACUAGUAAAUCGAAUCGCAGAAGAAGGAAAAGUGAUUGAAGAGGCAGUGAAGCUAGGAAAACUGAUCGCUUCACACCCGGAAAUGUGCAUGUUAGCUGAUAGAGAAUCCACGUAUUACUCUUUGGAUCACACUGAAGAGGAGAGUUUUGCAUAUGAGUUUGAAAGCACAAAGGUUCUAGCAGAGAGUAUCAAAGGAGCGCAAAAGUUUGUGGAACAGCAGAAGAAUCGGAAAUCAAAGUUAUGA